Molecule: messenger RNA, 204 nt
Organism: Penicillium chermesinum
Lineage: Eukaryota; Fungi; Ascomycota; Eurotiomycetes; Eurotiales; Aspergillaceae
Exons: 1
Coding region: 1-204 (67 amino acids)
Source: RefSeq, a predicted model, not a curated record
AUGAUUAUGUUACCGGACCUGGAUGAUGUUGUCAGGCUCACCAUUUCAGUGGAGGAUACCGCUUCUGUAGAAUGUGCUGGGCUGGAUCUGAGUUUCCCUGCAGAGCCUAAGCAGUCUGUCCGUGUUCUUUGUGGAUUUGAGAAGGUCACUGUGGCCCCAGGUAAGACCGGACAGGCUGGACUUACCAUAUGGUGCGUCACCUAG